This is a messenger RNA of Triticum dicoccoides, 859 nucleotides long. Its product is annotated as calcium-transporting ATPase 5, plasma membrane-type-like. NCBI's taxonomy places the organism in Eukaryota, Viridiplantae, Streptophyta, Magnoliopsida, Poales, Poaceae. The record is from RefSeq and is a predicted model, not a curated record. Gene Ontology annotation, cellular component: intracellular membrane-bounded organelle; plasma membrane. The coding region runs from base 147 to 518 and encodes 123 amino acids. The transcript has 4 exons. Gene Ontology annotation, molecular function: P-type calcium transporter activity; nucleotide binding.
AUGGCAGUCUACAAAUUAUAUUAUUGGUAGUAGUUGUUCAAUGUAUAUAUUAGAAGAAGUAAAAAAGGAAACAGUGGUGCCCGUGCAUGAGGACAUGAGGUGGCACCACACAAAGCAGCAAUAAUAACACUGAAUGGGGCUUGUUGAUGGCAAGCAUAUCUGAAGACUCUGGUGAAGAAACACCACUACAGGUGGCACCACUACAUAUUUUUGUCAGGCUCGCCUUUUCGAUGCGCAAAAUGAUGAGCGAUAAAGCUCUGGUCAGGAGACUUUCUGCAUGCGAGACAAUGGGUUCUGCAACAACAAUUUGCACUGACAAGACUGGAACAUUAACUUUAAAUCAGAUGACUGUUGUUGAGGCAUACUUUGGUGGUGAGAAGAUGGAUCCUCCAGAUAACACUCAGAAGCUAUCUGCUGCUGUAUCAACAAUGAUUAUUGAAGGAAUUGAUCAGAAUACAUCUGUAAGCAUAUUUGAGCCGGAGCUGUGUGGCUUAAUGGUGGUGGAGGUCGUUCUGUAGACUGCCUCCAGUGCUCGUGUCACGGCAUUCACCGCCACCACUCCAGAAUGUUCACCAUCGCCUUACGAGUCCGUUCAACAAUGGAAGGGGCGUCGUGCUGCGGGUGGACGUGGUGUUGCGCUGGGGUCCUCGAUAGUUAGGGCUCCUUCAUAGAGGAGCACAUGCGGCGGCUGGUAAAAAUGCACGACACAGCGCUCCACUGGCCUUCCUCCUCUCGCUGGGAGGCUGUCAGCCUGUUGUUGACUCAUUCUGUGUGUGUUGGAAGAGAACUCACUCGUCCCAGCUGCUAAAUUUCUUGCAUCUGAGUGCAUCACAAAAAGUGGCAACAAGAAAUGGAUAAA